GCCCGGGGCUCUGCUGCAGCGUCUUCCGCAGGUCUCGCGGCAGGCUAGCGGCUCCGUCGCCCCUCCGGCCCCAUGGCAGCCCCCGGCUCCCCGGCAGAGUGCGGCUACAUCCGGACAGUCCUGGGCCAGCAGAUCCUGGGGCAGCUGGACAGCUCCAGCCUGGCUCUGCCCUCCGAGGCCAAGCUGAAGCUGGCGGGGAGCAGCAGCCGCAGCAGCCAGGCGGCCAAGAGCCUGCGGAUCCAGGAGCAGGUGCAGCAGACCCUGGCCCGGAAGGGCCGCAGCUUGGUGGGCAACGGAAAUCUUCAUCGAACCAGCAGUGUUCCUGAGUAUGUCUAUAACCUGCACUUGGUUGAAAAUGAUUUUGCCAGUGGGCGUUCUCCUGGUACUAAAACCUAUGAUAUGCUAAAGCCAGGCACCACUGCCACUUAUGAAAAUCGCUGGGGGAGAGGAACCGCACAGUACAGUUCACAGAAGUCAAUGGAAGAACGAUCCUUGAGGCAGCCUCUGAGGAGACUUGAGAUUUCUCCAGACAGCAGCCCUGAGAGGAUUCAUUACUCACACAGUGAUUACCAGUACAGCCACAGAAGCCAGACCGGGCACACUUUGCGGCACCAAGACAGCAGGAGAUCCACCCUCCUUCUGCCACCUAGAUAUGCUCGCUCCGAGAUUGUUGGUUUCAGUCACUCUGCAGCCAUGAGCAAACAUCGCCACUAUGACACCUACCACAGACAGUACCAGUACGGCUCUGUUAACGAUGCCGUUUUUGACCCUGUUCCCGUCAACCCGGUGGUGCUCACGUACCCCAGGCCCGGGACCAGUCACAGCAUGGGCAACCUUUUGGAGAAAGAGAACUAUCUGACUUCAGGGCCUGCCGCUGGGCAGGUCAGGCCACUGGUGCCCCUGCAGCCUGUCACUCAGAACAGGGCUUCUCGGUCCUCCUGGCAUCAGAGCUCCUUCCACAGCACUCGCAUGGUGAGGGAAGCCGGGCCCAGUGUCACUGUGGAUUCAGGCGGGAGGAGGACACACAUGACUGUUGGCCAAGUGGCAGCAGGUGGAGGAAGUGGGAACAUGCUCACGGAGAGAAGCGCUUUCACCGACUCCCAGCUCGGGAAUGCAGACGUGGAGAUGACUCUGGAGCGAGCAGUGAGCAUGCUGGAUGCAGACCACACACCAGCACCCAGAAUUUCUGCGGCAGCUACUUUCAUACAGCACGAGUGCUUCCAGAAAUCUGAAGCACGGAAAAGGGUUAAUCAGCUUCGUGGCAUCCCCAAGCUUCUGCAGCUCCUAAAAGUUCAGAAUGACGAUGUUCAGCGAGCCGUGUGUGGGGCCCUGCGAAACUUGGUAUUUGAAGACAAUGACAACAAGUUGGAGGUUGCUGAACUCAACGGGGUACCUCGGCUACUCCAGGUGCUGAAGCAAACUAGAGACUUGGAGACUAAAAAGCAAAUAACAGGUUUGCUGUGGAAUUUGUCAUCUAAUGACAAACUCAAGAAUCUCAUGAUAACAGAAGCCUUGCUCAUCCUGACUGAGAAUAUCAUCAUCCCCUUCUCUGGUUGGCCAGAAGGAGACUACCCCAAAGCAAACGGUUUGCUCGAUUUUGAUAUAUUUUACAACGUCACAGGAUGCUUAAGAAACAUGAGCUCAGCAGGCCCUGAUGGGAGGAAAGUGAUGAGAAGGUGUGAUGGACUGAUCGACUCGCUGGUUCAUUAUGUUAGAGGAACCAUUGCAGAUUACCAGCCAGAUGACAAGGCCACGGAGAACUGUGUGUGCAUUCUUCAUAACCUCUCCUACCAGCUGGAGACAGAGCUCCCAGACAGAUAUUCCCAGAGUAUCUAUAUUCAAAAUCGGACUAUCCAGGCCGGCAACAACAAAAGUAUUGGGUGUUUUGGCAGUCGAAGCAGGAAAAUAAAAGAGCAAUAUCAGGACAUGCCAAUGCCGGAAGAAAAGAGCAACCCCAAGGGUGUAGAAUGGCUGUGGCAUUCCAUUGUGAUAAGAAUGUAUCUGUCCUUGAUCGCCAAGAGUGUCCGAAACUACACUCAGGAAGCGUCUUUGGGAGCUCUGCAGAAUCUCACAGCAGGAAGUGGACCAAUGCCAACAUCAGUAGCUCAGACAGUUGUCCAGAAGGAAAAUGGCCUGCAGCACACCCGGAAGAUGCUGCAUGUUGGUGAUCCAAGUGUGAAAAAGACAGCGGUCUCCCUGCUGAGGAAUUUGUCUCGGAAUCUCUCUCUGCAGAAUGAAAUUGCCAAAGAAACUCUACCUGAUUUGGUUUCCAUAAUUCCUGACACAGUCCCGAGUACUGACCUUCUCAUUGAGACUACAGCCUCUGCCUGCUACACAUUGAACAAUAUAAUCCAAAAUAGUUACCAGAAUGCACGGGACCUUCUAAACACUGGGGGCCUGCAGAAAAUCAUGACUAUCAGCUCAGGCGAUGUUUAUGCCUCCAACAAGGCAAGUAAAGCUGCUUCUGUUCUCCUCUAUUCUCUGUGGACGCACACGGAGCUCCAUAAUGCCUAUAAGAAGGCUCAGUUUAAGAAGACAGAUUUUGUCAACAGCCGGACUGCCAAAGCCUACCACUCCCUUAAAGACUGAGAAAAUGAAACAGAGCUCUCCGAAAUCUCAACCAUCCGCAGCCAUAAAAAAGCCCCAGAGGAAAACACCUAUUUUUCUACUUCCCAGCCCAAGAAA
Molecule: messenger RNA, 2685 nt
Organism: Panthera uncia (snow leopard)
Lineage: Eukaryota; Metazoa; Chordata; Mammalia; Carnivora; Felidae
Gene: PKP2
Product: plakophilin 2
Exons: 13
Coding region: 73-2589 (838 amino acids)
Biological process (GO): heart development; cell-cell adhesion; intermediate filament bundle assembly
Cellular component (GO): plasma membrane; intercalated disc; adherens junction
Molecular function (GO): molecular adaptor activity; cadherin binding; alpha-catenin binding
Source: RefSeq, a predicted model, not a curated record